Messenger RNA from Astyanax mexicanus (Mexican tetra), 2151 nucleotides. It is a transcript of the gene tor4aa, whose product is annotated as torsin family 4, member Aa. Gene Ontology annotation, cellular component: endoplasmic reticulum lumen; nuclear envelope. Gene Ontology annotation, molecular function: ATP binding; ATP hydrolysis activity. The transcript has 2 exons. Bases 166 to 1455 code for a protein of 429 amino acids. NCBI's taxonomy places the organism in Eukaryota, Metazoa, Chordata, Actinopteri, Characiformes, Acestrorhamphidae. The record is from RefSeq and is a predicted model, not a curated record.
GAUCUCUGCUCUCUGCUGCAUCUCCUCUGAAACACUUCUGAAACUACUGACUUCCCACAUCAGGCAGCCUCGGCCACAAUCUCCUCUACAUCUCCCUCUGUCUGUAACUCAACUUCCCCUUUCUCAUGGGCUUUAUCAGACUGCUCAGAGCUUCAGAGAGCAACCAUGGGUCACAGCAGGAGCUCGAAACCCAGCUCAGAUCAGCCCGGCCUGGAGAUGGAAGACCAAUCAGAGACGCAGUCUGAGACGCAAUCAGAGGGCGAAAUGGAGAAGAGGAAUGAAAACGGGACGCUAACGUUAUCCCAGUUCUCCUCGACCGUGCGAGCGGUGGUGCGGAUUCGGCAGAAGUACCAAGCGAUGAAGAAGCGACGCAUGGAGAUGGCAGCGGCAGGAACGCCGUUCUUCUCUUCAUCUCGUUCCACCAGCCCCAAGAUCUUCACGUUUGACGGGAUCGUGGCUGACAACAUCAGGGAGGAAAGAAACCGAACGAAGCCGAAAAAGAAGAAGAAGGGCCGUAUCCUGUUUCCCAAUAACAGCCGCCGGGUUCCACCCACCGUGGAGCGCAGUCGGGCCAAGAACUGUCUGGUCCUGCUGUGCGUCAUCGUCUUCCUGCAGGUUUACAACGCCAUCGAGAACCUGGACGACCACGUGCUCAAAUACGACCUGGAAGGACUUGAAAAAACUCUUAAACGGGAGGUAUUCGGACAGCAGGAGGCGGUCGAGGGACUUUUGGCACAUUUUAAGGAAUAUUUGUCCACCUACGUCCACAGUAAACCUCUGGUGGUCUCCCUCCUCGGGCCCACCGGAGUCGGGAAGAGUCACGUGGGCAGGAUGCUGGCUCAGCACUUUCGCUCCGUAGUUGGCGAGCAGUUGGUCAUGCAGUAUUUCGUCCUGCACCACUGUCCCUCAGAAGAGGACCUCCCGAUCUGCACCCAGAACUUGAUGUCCCACGUUUCCGAGAUGGUCACUCAGGCCGAGGAAGAAGAAAAGAUCCCUAUCUUCAUCUUCGACGAAAUGGAGCACAUGCCCACCGAACUUCUGGACACAGUUCUCACGCUCAUCCUCACGCGAGACAGCAAUGAGUACCUGAACGCCAUCUACGUCCUCAUCAGCAACCUGGAGCAGGAGGAAAUCACCAAGUUCGUCCUGCAGAACUCCUCCAGCCUCGCGGUUUCAGGACGGCCGCGCCUGAGCAAGGAGCUGAAUCCCCUGCUGCACAGCGGCCUCAAGAAGCACCACUCGCUGUGGCGGGAGGCGGAGCUAAUGCCGCUCACGCUAUUGGAGAAAAGUCACGUGAUGGAAUGUUUUAUGGACGAGAUGUCGAGGGAAGGGUUCUACCCGGACCGCUCGCACGUAGAGCGACUCGCCGACGAAUUACCGUAUUAUUCCGUGGGCGAGAGAGAAUUUUCACGUACUGGAUGUAAGCAGGUGGUGGCGAAGGUCAACCUCCUGUGAUGCUUAGUUUGGUCAAAAAGAUCUCCGAACCAAUAGAGGAGGUGUGACGCAUGAACCAGACCAAAGGACUCGGAUCUACUGAACCAUGGUCCGGUUAUCGUCACAAAUUAAACAGAACAGAAGAAGAAAAAGAAGAGGUCUUGUGCUGAAAUCUGACUCCCCUUGGUUGUCAAGUGCGUUACGCAGCAGUACGGGAACAACAGAAACCUGCAUUUGAAGGGAAUCUGGUGAAUUUGGUUUAAAACAUUCUACAAACCAAUCAGCGUGAAGUAUAGGGAGACUCCGCCCACACAGGUGAUGACAACAUUUCCUAAGUGUGAUCAGUCACUAAACUGCAGUGUGAAAACAAAACUAACUGGACUAAAUACAGAACAGAAUACAGUGUAAGACACAUUGUAACAUGGUUGUGAUCUGGACUUUGAUGUGUAAAAAACGCCACUGGCUGCAGUUGGUUAUGAAUUACUUGAGAAACAGACUGAGAAAUUCGGAUCCGUCCUGAUUAACGAUGGCGAGAAGAUGAGACGCUGAUGGAGACGGACCUGUGCUUUAAUAUUCUUGCAGCUCAAAAAAAAAACAUAAAAUUGACCUUGAAUGUUUUGACAUUUCAUCAUUUCCUCUUUUGUAAAACUAAUAUUUCAUUUUUUUCUACUCUUAAUGUAAUGUUAUAUUUAAUAUGAUAUAAACUCAGUGUUAUGA